Molecule: messenger RNA, 966 nt
Organism: Populus trichocarpa (black cottonwood)
Lineage: Eukaryota; Viridiplantae; Streptophyta; Magnoliopsida; Malpighiales; Salicaceae
Product: EPIDERMAL PATTERNING FACTOR-like protein 5
Exons: 2
Coding region: 217-570 (117 amino acids)
Biological process (GO): guard cell differentiation; stomatal complex development
Source: RefSeq, a predicted model, not a curated record
UUCUCUAGUCCUUUUGGUAGAUGUCUUUGACUUGGACUAGUCGCUCCCACUGGCUUACACGCAAUUUUUUCUGCAAGAACACCAUCCCUUUCUCUUGAUCUUUGCUUCUUUACACCGCUUUUUCUUAGCUUUAAAAUUCCACAGCUACCCACAAUACCCACGCACGCACGCACGCACACACUUGGUUUCUAACUUGCAGCAACUCCACCCUCCGCGAUGUCCCUACUACGCCCCCGUCACCACUUAUCAACACUCACUGCCUUUACUUUUCUUGUAUUUUUCUCUGCCUCAGCUACAACAGUACUACUCUCCCAGCUAGGCAGUGGAUCACUUCAAGAGGGAGGGGAAGAUAAGGGAAAAGGAAGUGGGUUAGGGGCAUUUCCGCGAGUUCUGACUCAGAAGCGACACGGUGGACCAGGUUCUUCGCCCCCUUCGUGUAGAUCCAAGUGCGACAAGUGCUCGCCAUGUGAACCAGUUCACGUGCCAAUUCAACAUGGUUGGCGUAUGCCAUUAGAGUAUUACCCAGAGGCUUGGAGAUGUAAGUGUGGCAACAAGCUUUUUAUGCCUUGAAGAAAAAAACCAAGAGAGUACAAGAGGCAAAUACAGUGAAAAGAAAUGACUUUCUCUCUUGCUAUGUUACUAUGUUGGUAACUGUAGCUCCCAUUGGCUGGCUAUGGAGGUGGGUGCUUUUAUGUGCUUAUAUUAUGAUUUUGCCAUUGGACAGGGAGCUUUGGGAAUGUAAGUUGCUGUAGAGGUGAGGUUACUAUACCAAGAGGCCAGGAUACCUCUCUGUCUCUCUCUCUCUCUCCUUAACUAUCCUUUCUUUUCCUUGUUUUUUAUUUUCUUCCAACAUGCAUUGAUGCAAGUUUAUUGAUCAUUAGACAUAUUGUAAUUAAGUAGAAAAGCUGUGAUUAAGAUGAGCUUCUUUAUAAGAACAGAAGUUGAAACGCCUGAGUUCUUGCUUUC